CGUCUUACUCCGUUACUAACAUCGUUGAACCCAACGUAUAAUCCCCAUCCCGAUUCGAGGCGUUCGAAGUCAUGGCGAACCCAUUUGCAGGCAAGAUCGCGAUAGUAACGGGCGGGUCGCGCGGGAUUGGCGAAGCGAUUGCGCUGAACUUUGCGCAAAAGGGCGCGAAAGCUGUUGCAAUCACGUAUCACUCAGAGAGCACAGCGGCGGAGGCUGUCGUUCAGGAGAUCAAGCGCCUGGGUAGCGAUGCGUUGGCUUUCAAGGCGAAUUUGCUUGAUCCGGAGGUGGGACAUAAGAUCGUAAGGGCGGUACUGGAAGGUUUCGGCGUUGAUGGAAUUGAUAUACUAGUCAACAAUGCUGUCCAUCGCGCGCCUCAUACUUCCUUUGAUUCAACCACCUUAGCGGAUUUCAACGCCCAGUUCUCCAACCUCAGCGGCCCCCUCUUUGUCACGCAAGCGGUUCUCAAAGUUAUCAAUGCCGGCGGUCGCAUCAUCAUGAUAAGUUCUGGGGCAGCUAAGAUGCCCAUUCCGGCGACGAUGCUAUACGGCAUGGCCAAGGCCGGACUCGAGUACAUGACCAAGACGCUGGCAGUGCAGUAUGCAGCGGAGAAGAAAAUCACGGUGAACGCGGUCCAACCGGGGUUCACAGCUACCGAAACAGUUCUGCAGUAUCCAGCAGAUAGGAUGGCAAUGAUGGUGUCGAGGCCAACGGCGGAGAAGCGCCUUGGAACGGUCGCGGAGAUUGCGCAUGUGGUGGGUUUUUUGGCGGAAAAGAAGAGCAGCUGGGUCAAUGGACAGGUGAUAGAUGUCACGGGUGGAAUAUUCUGAUCAUCGCAAAAGGGAUCGUAGGCCUCCAGCUUCUUCGCUUUUUCGUUGCCUUUCUUUCGCCAUAUUUCUCGUUUCCAUUAGAAUGGCUUCUCGUUAUCGUACCGCCACUUACAAGAGAGAAUCACUCCGCCUCUCGACUCCCAGGUGACGUCGAUGGAAAAGCCACCGGGACGGUGAGAUGGCGGCAUCCACGCGGGGACUGUCUCAUCCAGGGCGAUGAGGAUGAAGCCAUAUUUUUACGGCAAUUAUUUCCCAAAGCGGCUGGUAGCGGCUUCAUCUUCAAACCAGAUUGAUUCAAAUUUUACGUUC
Messenger RNA from Mytilinidion resinicola, 1136 nucleotides. RefSeq names its product NAD(P)-binding protein. Gene Ontology annotation, molecular function: oxidoreductase activity. Bases 72 to 827 code for a protein of 251 amino acids. The record is from RefSeq and is a predicted model, not a curated record. The transcript has 3 exons. Lineage: Eukaryota; Fungi; Ascomycota; Dothideomycetes; Mytilinidiales; Mytilinidiaceae.